This is a messenger RNA of Mauremys mutica (yellowpond turtle), 833 nucleotides long. RefSeq names its product SNAP associated protein (gene SNAPIN). Gene Ontology annotation, biological process: regulation of synaptic vesicle exocytosis; intracellular protein transport; lysosome localization. Lineage: Eukaryota; Metazoa; Chordata; Testudines; Geoemydidae. The coding region runs from base 39 to 437 and encodes 132 amino acids. The record is from RefSeq and is a predicted model, not a curated record. The transcript has 4 exons. Gene Ontology annotation, molecular function: SNARE binding. Gene Ontology annotation, cellular component: BLOC-1 complex; synaptic vesicle; BORC complex.
CGGACACUCCGCUUCCCGGCAGGCUGCGCGGCGGGGCGAUGGCGGCGCUGGCCGGGCCUGGCGCGGGGACCCCGGGGUCCGGGGCUCGCGACCUCUUCGCCGAGGGGCUGCUGGAAUUCCUGCGCCCGGCCGCGCGCCAGCUCGACUCGCACGUGCACGCGGUCAGGGAGAGCCAGGUGGAGCUUCGGGAGCACAUCGAUAACCUGGCCACAGAGCUGUGCAGGAUCAAUGAAGACCAGAAGGUUGCGCUCGACUUGGACCCAUACGUGAAGAAGCUGCUGAACGCCCGGCGCCGAGUUGUGCUGGUCAACAAUAUCCUGCAGAAUGCACAGGAACGGCUGAGGAGACUCAAUCACAACGUGGCCAAGGAGACUGCCCGCAGGAAGGCCAUCCUGGAGGCCUCCGGUGGCUACCCCCAGGGCUCGCCCAGCAAGUGAAGCAUGGGGGGAGCCUGGCUGGACUGAUGCCCAGUGGAUUCUAGAGCUGGUACUAGAAGUUCGGGGGGAGGGGGAGACAAGAGCACCCGGCCCUGCAGAGCUGAAGUUAGGGUGGGGGGGGUGGGACUGCAGGGGAGAGAUGCACAGCUGGGUGUCACAUGGAGGGGUAGAGCCGCUCCCACCUUCCAUGCUGCUUUUAGGGAGAGCUCAGCAAGCUGGGCAGGUGGCCCUUUCCUUGUCAUCUGGUGAGAGGUAGCACCUGCGAGUGUCUCCUCCACUGGUCAGGGGCUCUCAGACCUGCUGCCCCCACGCUCCGUACAGGUGGCUUGUACUAACGUAAGCUCCAUUCAUAGAGCCGAGGGGCCUAUGUACAAUAAAACUGCCUAUUGCUUAUGA